Molecule: messenger RNA, 423 nt
Organism: Peronospora matthiolae
Lineage: Eukaryota; Oomycota; Peronosporomycetes; Peronosporales; Peronosporaceae
Source: the annotation of a GenBank genome assembly
AUGGAAGAACGUUCCGGCGUUCCUGAGAGUGAUGUUUACCGAGAGAGUUAUGUUGAGGGUGUAGAUCCCCAACCACCUGCGGAUGUGUUUUUUAAGGGAAACACCGAGACAGUGAAUGUAUUGGUGAAUGACGGAUCAAGUGUAGGCGCUUACACACUUGAUCUGGUUACGCCCUCGGAGACAGCUUCGGAGGUAGUCAAGUUGCCACCACAAGAAUCUGAAAGAUUCUUGCGAGACCUGCGUAGUGACAAGAUCAAGCAGAUCUGCGUACUUGUCACAGAGGACGAGUACGUCGCCGAUAUUCGGUCGGCACAAGCGUUUGCUGAGAACGAAAGGGUUUUCAGUAGCUCAUCGAUGGACGAUAGUGUCCUCGAUGGGAAGACCCGGAUUGUGGGAUACACGUCUCAAUCUUGUAGUCUAUAA